Molecule: messenger RNA, 1325 nt
Organism: Tribolium castaneum (red flour beetle)
Lineage: Eukaryota; Metazoa; Arthropoda; Insecta; Coleoptera; Tenebrionidae
Product: RNA-binding protein 41
Exons: 3
Coding region: 192-1295 (367 amino acids)
Biological process (GO): mRNA splicing, via spliceosome
Cellular component (GO): U12-type spliceosomal complex
Molecular function (GO): pre-mRNA intronic binding; U12 snRNA binding
Source: RefSeq, a predicted model, not a curated record
UAGAGAAGAUUUUUGGGUGUAACCUUAGCCACUUGCUUGAUUGUUUUUGUGAAAAUGUGACCAAAAACUGGUUUUUAGCCAUUAAUCGGCUAUAAUGUUCAUUAUUUUUAUUGACUAGUUGAUUAUUUUGCUGUAUAUUUGCCGUUUAUUUGGUUUUUGCGUCAAGUUUGGUUCAUAUAACCUCACAAAAAAUGUACAACAAAAAACGCACUCAUGAGUGUGAGGAUGCGCCCCCUGAGAAAAAACUGGUGUCGGAGGCCGACCUUUACAUAAAGAAAUUGGCCGAGAAGCAGCGCAACACUACAAUUAAUUUGGAGGAGCAGCUUUCGCUGAAAAACUCCUUCUGCAAGUCAACAGAAUUAGUGUCUUUGACCAACUUUGCCUCCGGUUCGAAAUCAUUGCAAGAAUUUAGUUCCCUAGUUGGUGAUGUAAAAAAUUUGGAGGAAUUAAAAUCACGUGGGCUGACUGAUGACGAAAUUGAAUUAAUACAGCGCUACCACAACAGACACAAAAAAAUCAAUCACGAUGUUUUGAAAACACAACUUGGGGUGAUUUACAAUAAGUUGGGUGAAAUCCCCGAGGAGCCAAAAAAUGCAAUAAGUCGCCUCGAAAGCGAGCUACUUUUAGCAACAAAACCGACGAGUGUUGAGACAAAAUUACUAAAAUUUGCGCUUGAAAAUGAGCAAAAAAACAGUGUUCCCGGUCCUUUGGACCAACUUAAAAGCGUCGAACAACAAUUAAUGACAGACUUGGCGCCUGUCAAUGUUAAAAAAAUCAGAAAGAAGGCCAGGCGUUUGGGUAAACAGAUUAAUUCGGGAAAUCCCCCACUUAACGAACCGGAGAUUCAAUUCCAAACUAGUGGCAAUACAAAAUGGGAUUUAAAGGAUUCUCCUCAAAUUCCAAUAACAAAAACAUACACUUGUGACAAGCCGCCUAAUUAUUACACAAUCAAAGACGGCCAAAUCAUUCAAAUAAAUCAAACUGUUACGAAAUUAUCGCUUGAAGAAAUCCGAAAUUUACCCAAAUUCCAAAACUACGACAAGGGAACUCCAUCUAAUGUCUUAUUUUUGAAAAAUUUAGCAAAUGGUUUGGAUCAGAGUGACCUCGAAACAAUUUUCCAGAAAUUCGCAAAGGAAAUUUUAUCGAUUCGAGUAAUGACAGGACUUAUGCAAGGCCAAGCCUUUAUCGAAGCGAUAGAUGAAAAAACGGCCGCUGAAAUGUUGGAUCAAUUUAAUGGGCUCAUUGUAAAGAAUAAACCGAUUAUUAUCCAAUUUGGACGAAAAAAGACUGUGUAAAAUAAUAAAAUAAAUGUUUUUUUUGUCUUA